CGUUGCGACUGCGCGCGCACCCCUUCAUUGGUGACGUCACGCGUGUCGUCCCUCUGCGUAUAAAGAAAGCUUCCAAGGCGGGAUUUUCGAUUUCUCUUCCCGCCGGUAUAGUCUUAACAUUAUUUGUUCGAAAUAACUAGUUUUUUUUUUUUUUUUCUUUUUUUCUUCUUCUCCUCUACCUUCUUUAUGUUUAUAUUGUAUUUAUAAUCGAAGGUUUAAGAGACAUGGACUGUCUGAAUGUGGCCCGGAUUCUGCCCAACUCUCCCCGGCAGGCCAGCAGCAGGGGACAAAUUCAGGUCAUUUUCGGGCCCAUGUUCUCGGGGAAAAGCACGGAGCUGAUGCGCCGGGUCCGCCGUUUCCAGGUGGCCCAAUACCGUUGCCUCGUUGUCAAGUACGCAAAGGACACGCGCUAUUCGGAAGGAGGCGUGGCCACGCAUGACAGGAACACCAUGGAGGCUGUACCUGCCAGUUGCCUGCAGGAAAUAUACUCCUUGGCACUGGAAGCUACUGUCAUUGGCAUUGAUGAAGGACAGUUUUUCCCAGACACGGUGGAGUUCUGCGAGGAAAUGGCCAACAUGGGCAAGACGGUCAUCAUUGCUGCACUGGAUGGCACUUUUCAGAGGAAGCCUUUCGGGAACAUUCUGAACCUGGUGCCACUGGCGGAGAGCGUGGUGAAGCUGAAUGCCGUCUGCAUGGAGUGCUUCAAGGAGGCCUCCUACACCAAGAGGCUCGGAGAAGAGAAGGAGGUGGAGGUGAUUGGGGGGGCAGACAAGUACCAUGCUGUAUGCAGGGCUUGCUAUAGCAGCCUGACAGCAGGGAAGGAGAACCGUGCCCCCCCAAGAGAGGAGAUGCCCUCACAGGCCAUCCCAGGGAAGAUGCGGGAAGUGGGUGCCCCACGCAAGCUCUUUGCCUCACUACAGCUCGAAGGUGGAAGUCGAUUUUGACAGUGCAUCCGAAAUCUAAACCGAACCCUACCACUGACAAGGGUACUUGCUGUAAAUGAAUAUGAAGGGCUUUACUAAAAACAUAGUUGGCAUGGUUAGCCUACUGCAUUCUCUAGAGUUAUGUCAAUAGGGCACAUGGCAAAGUAUGUGGGGUUUUUUUCUUUUUUUAAAAAGUGUUUUUACCUUUCUUGGGUUACAUAGGCUAUCAAAAUGCCUCAUUCACAUGGAUUUGUUUCAUAUAUUUAAGUUGUGCAUUUGCAAGGGGAGGGAUGGGUUACUUGAUCAUUUGUAUUGCAGGUUUAGUCACCAUGCCUGUGCUUUUCAUAAAGGGCAUUCAUGUUCAUGCCUUUGUGUAAAAAUGUAUAUAAACAUUGUUAAAGGGUGCAGUGGUUAUGGGAAACAGGGCCCCUGUUGUAUUAGCAGUGGGAGUCCAUGGAGCCUUAUAUUUAAUGUGUUUCCAGCCAGCAGUCACUAUUCCAACUAAUGACCUCAACUCACUGCCAGCCAAACCUCAAGUGUAAAAUGUUCAGUAGUUUUAAUAUAAUAAAACUGACUUUGAUUGCUGUCUUUACUGGACAAGAUUUGUCUUUUCCUAGUCAGUACAGCUCCCCGUUGAGGCUGAUAAAAGAUGGGAGACGUGAAAUUUAGCAUUACGGGGAUUAGGUAGCACUGCUGCACACAAGUCCCUUAAACCAUUUAGGUGAACUGCAGUCG
Scleropages formosus (Asian bonytongue) is the source of this 1658-nucleotide messenger RNA. RefSeq names its product thymidine kinase 1, soluble (gene tk1). The record is from RefSeq and is a predicted model, not a curated record. The transcript has 7 exons. Gene Ontology annotation, biological process: thymidine metabolic process. Gene Ontology annotation, molecular function: ATP binding; thymidine kinase activity. Lineage: Eukaryota; Metazoa; Chordata; Actinopteri; Osteoglossiformes; Osteoglossidae. Bases 225 to 944 code for a protein of 239 amino acids.